AUGUCUAUCACAAGUGGUCAGUCGCCAGUCUGCCCGAUGACUGUUUCUCAACCAUCAGAUAACACCGAUCAGGGACUGUUUCCCGGUGUCCGUUGCCCUACAUGUGCGGCCAAGGGCCUCGAGACCUGGGUCAUCGAGGGUCGAGCCUGCGGAACUUGCGGUACACCUUGCCUAUAG
Molecule: messenger RNA, 177 nt
Organism: Podospora anserina S mat+
Lineage: Eukaryota; Fungi; Ascomycota; Sordariomycetes; Sordariales; Podosporaceae
Exons: 2
Coding region: 1-177 (58 amino acids)
Source: RefSeq, a predicted model, not a curated record